Linum trigynum is the source of this 957-nucleotide messenger RNA. Lineage: Eukaryota; Viridiplantae; Streptophyta; Magnoliopsida; Malpighiales; Linaceae. The record is from the annotation of a GenBank genome assembly.
AUGGGUUUUACAAAGGAGCAAUUGCUUGCACGCUUGAAGGAGCUUGGUAUCAAAUUUGAGCAGUAUGACCAUCCUGCUGUUCUAACUGUAGAAGCUCAGGCAAAAUAUGUGGGGGACAAAGGAGGCGGACUUAGCAAAAAUUUAUUCUUGAAGGACAAGAAAAGUAGGUUCUACAUUGUUUCAGCUCUUGCAGAUACUAAAGUAGAUCUGAAAGUUUUGUCCCAGCGGCUUGGUUUGGGGAAGGGAGGCAUAAGAAUGGCUCCUGAAGAAGCAUUAGGACAGCUACUACAGGUUCCUUUAGGCUGUGUCACUCCAUUUGCACUCAUCAAUGAGUCAGCAAGGUACGUUUCACUCUUGUUGGACAAGGAAUUCAAAACCCAGCCACAUUGCUUCUUCCAUCCGCUAUCUAAUGAAACAUCAAUCUCCGUCCAAGCUAGUGACCUAGAUAAGUUUCUUAAAUCAAUUGGGAGAGAGCCCUCAUAUGUUGACCUUGAGGCUAACCCACCAGUAGGGAAAGAUCAACCUCCAGAUCUAGCUAUUCUCGUACCAUCUGGUACCAUUGAUAUACCAGAUGCUCCUGAAAACAGUACGUCUUCACAAGCUGUGAGUGAGAAGUCUAUUCCUGUUCAAAAGAAGUGCACACCCGCCUCAGUGAAAUCUGCUAAGCCAAGCAGUGCUGAUCCAAAUGCGAAAGACAAGCCAAACAAUGCAGCGCCCCAACCAAAUGCUUUUGUAGAGUCCAGACUAUUUGUGGACGAGAUUCUCAAGAAGACGACAGAAUUGCUGCUUUCUGAGAUAAGCACGCUCACAGAAGAUGUUGCGAAGCAAGAAGCUUUAGCCAAAAGUGUCAGAAAGCAUCUGGCUCCUGAUUUGCAAAAUCUCACAGUAAUGUUUAAGAACACAGCCUAUACACAAGGUUUCUACGCUGGUAGUAAUUGUCAACCAAAGCGUCUAUGA